Molecule: messenger RNA, 273 nt
Organism: Oppiella nova
Lineage: Eukaryota; Metazoa; Arthropoda; Arachnida; Sarcoptiformes; Oppiidae
Source: the annotation of a GenBank genome assembly
CUCAGUAAUCACCUCAAAGACCUGCUGUCCCUCUGGUUUUCGGUCGGUUUUCUUAAUUUGGAGAGAAUUACGUGGAAUUCUCCCACAUCUAUGCUCCAGAAGAUCUCUGAGUACGAAGCCGUCCAUCCCAUGCGGUCCUGGGCUGACCUCAAGCGCCGUUUGGGUCCAUACCGGCGCUGUUUUGUCUUCUCUCACAGUUGCCUUCCCUGCGAGCCGUUAGUCAUACUUCACGUCGCCUUAACGCCAUCCAUUUCCUCCUCUAUUCAAUCAUAA